Gekko japonicus is the source of this 1247-nucleotide messenger RNA. RefSeq names its product ribosomal protein L7 like 1 (gene RPL7L1). The transcript is spliced from 7 exons. Gene Ontology annotation, molecular function: RNA binding; structural constituent of ribosome. Gene Ontology annotation, cellular component: cytosolic large ribosomal subunit. Lineage: Eukaryota; Metazoa; Chordata; Lepidosauria; Squamata; Gekkonidae. The record is from RefSeq and is a predicted model, not a curated record. Gene Ontology annotation, biological process: maturation of LSU-rRNA from tricistronic rRNA transcript (SSU-rRNA, 5.8S rRNA, LSU-rRNA). The coding region runs from base 41 to 784 and encodes 247 amino acids.
UUGCUUGCAAUUAGGUACCGAAGCCUGGGGGAGAGGAAACAUGGCGGAACCCGAAUCUAAAAGGAAAAUACCAUUGGUUCCAGAAAACCUGCUAAAGAAAAGAAAGGCCUAUCAGGCAAUCAAAGCUACCCAGGCAAAGCAGGCUUUGCUAGAUAAGAGAAAGCAUCGAGGAGGAAAACAGAUUAAAUUCAAACGCCUUGAGGCAUUUGUGCGUGACUCUCAUCGGAAACGCAGAGAUAAUGUCCGCCUGCAACGCAUGGAACACAAACCUGGACUGAUGGUACUGCCUGAGGGACACAAGCUGGCAUUUGUUGUACGGAUUGCUGAAAUUAAAGGGGUGAGUCUACAAAUUCUGCGCGUCAUACAGAGGCUGCGGUUGAGAAAGAUUUACAGUGGCACAUUCGUCAAGUUGUCACCAGCAUCACUGAAAAUGCUGCGGAUUGUGGAGCCUUAUGUGGCCUGGGGAUACCCCAACCUGAAAUCUAUUCGAGAGCUGAUCCUGAAGCGAGGCCAUGCCAAAAUCAACAACAAGAAGCUUGCUCUUACAGACAAUGUUUUGAUUGAAAAGCAUCUAGGAAAUUAUGGUAUCAUUUGUCUGGAAGAUCUUAUACAUGAAAUUUACUCAGCUGGGAAUCAUUUUCGCGAAAUCAAUAAAUUUUUGUGGCCAUUCCACCUGUCAGUGGCUCGUCAUGCUGCUCGUAAUAAAAUGGGGUUCCGCAAGGAAAUUGGUGAUCCUGGAUUCCGAGGCGAUGGGAUCAACCAGCUCAUACGGCAUUUGAACUAGAUUCAGAAACUUUUUUAUGAACACUAGCCGAUGUUCUGGAAGAUUGUACUCCAUGAUGUACAUUUGUUCUUCAAAGAUUCCUGGGACUAUGUUAUGUUCCAUCUGAAAUGAUGAGAACACAGGUGAAAGAGCAACUAGACUUCUUAGUUGAAUUGGAAAAUAUCCCAGCUGUGACUUAAAAGUUGUCCUUUGCAUUACGUAGAGUGCAGGCUACUGAAGAAAAGAGCUCAGAAAAGAGGAUCUUCAGUUGCAACACCUCUCUCCUUAUUGAUUAUGUACCUGUGAAGACCACGUGGACGCUUUGUAACCCAAAUACUAGUUUUGGGGAGGGUUUUCAGAAUUUACUUUUCCACCACAGUUGUGGGAAUACUUGGAAUCUAAGUUAAGAUUGUUCCUUGAAAUAAUCAAGGAAGCUCACUGUUGAUGUCCUCUAUAAUAAGGAAUGUAAUAAAAUUUUGAUAAA